Messenger RNA from Bombus huntii, 678 nucleotides. RefSeq names its product 60S ribosomal protein L26 (gene RpL26). Gene Ontology annotation, biological process: cytoplasmic translation; ribosomal large subunit biogenesis. Lineage: Eukaryota; Metazoa; Arthropoda; Insecta; Hymenoptera; Apidae. Gene Ontology annotation, molecular function: structural constituent of ribosome; RNA binding. Bases 182 to 628 code for a protein of 148 amino acids. Gene Ontology annotation, cellular component: cytosolic large ribosomal subunit; ribosome. The record is from RefSeq and is a predicted model, not a curated record. The transcript is spliced from 4 exons.
UUAUAGAACCAUAAAUAUGUUAAAACUUUAAGACGAAUUUACAACAAUGUUACUAUGUGUGAACUGGGAGUGAGAUAGAUUUUCACUAGAUUAUAUAGAUAAAUUUGUAUUUCUUUCGUGCCGAGCAAGCGUUCUUCCGGUUGGGGCUACUGAGUUGGGCUGUUGUCGGUAACCAACAACAAUGAAAUUCAAUAAACUUGUUUCUUCUUCGCGCCGAAAAAACCGAAAGAGGCAUUUCACGGCACCUUCUCACGUUCGGAGGAGACUUAUGUCAGCUCCUCUUUCCAAAGAACUUCGGCAAAAAUAUAACGUUCGUUCUAUGCCAAUUCGUAAAGAUGAUGAAGUUCAGGUUGUUCGUGGGCAUUAUAAAGGCCAACAAGUUGGAAAAGUUGUUCAAGUGUACAGGAAAAAGUUUGUUAUAUACAUAGAAAGAAUUCAACGUGAAAAAGCUAACACUGCUAAUGUAUAUGUUGGUAUCGACCCAUCCAAGACAGUGAUUGUAAAAUUAAAGAUGGACAAGGAUCGUAAGAAGAUUAUUGACAGGAGGAGUAAAGGUAGGCUUGCAGCAUUAGGCAAGGAUAAAGGAAAAUAUACCGAAGACUCAACUGCAGCCAUGGAAACUUCAUAAAUUUAAGUCAGUUUCAUUUAUAAAGUUAAAUAAAAACAUUAAUAUUAGAA